This is a messenger RNA of Carassius carassius (crucian carp), 4906 nucleotides long. RefSeq names its product protein strawberry notch homolog 2-like. The transcript is spliced from 31 exons. Bases 271 to 4674 code for a protein of 1467 amino acids. Gene Ontology annotation, cellular component: nucleus. The record is from RefSeq and is a predicted model, not a curated record. Lineage: Eukaryota; Metazoa; Chordata; Actinopteri; Cypriniformes; Cyprinidae. Gene Ontology annotation, molecular function: histone binding; chromatin DNA binding. Gene Ontology annotation, biological process: regulation of DNA-templated transcription.
CGUCGCGUUAUUCGCGUCCACUCCAGUCAGACGUGUCAAAAGCGGCCGCGGAAGUAUCAGCUUUCAGUUCAACAUGGCUUCAAGUGUGACGAGCUGAGAAAAACAGGGCUAUUUUCUGUCUCACCACUCACAAGGCGUCAAACGAGGGAAAAGACUUUGGAAAUAUAUUCAAGAGCUGGUUUUAAUCAAGUCAUGGUGAGAAGACGUUGACAGGAUUGCUCAGGUUUAAAAAGUGUGGGCUUCGGCCGUCAUGUACUAAACUGCAGUCUGAUGCCAUCGCUCUCCAUUCCGCCUGCCAUGGACGGGCACAGCUUUUCACAUUUAGACGGACAUCAGCUGGAUGCUGGGGGGUUUAUCCUGGCACCCCCUAUGAGCCACGUGUUUGCCAACAACCCUUGGAGCUUCUCCCAUCAGACCUACAGCUUGCCAUGUACCGUGCAAUCUGAAAACCAGCAGCAGCUCAUCAACGGCCCAUUGGACAUGCCCACGGAUUUGUUUCCCAAUGGUCUCAGUGACUUUGACUUCCCUGGUCUGAAUCUCUCUCGGAAUGACGACCUCCCUCCGGACCUCUCUGGUCUGGAUGAUCUGUCGAUCUUCUCCCCUCCGACCGACUCUUUAUCUGAAUACACAGUUAACAGCUUAAUCAACACUGACAUGCCUCCCAAUGUGCCCACGAUAUGGGACAUCAAAACAUCACCAGCAUCAGUCCCAGAGUUGAAUUCCAACAGGUUUCAAGGUUUAAACUCGUUGGAUGACAUCACUGCUAUCAUUAAUACACCACCCAUUGGAGGUUAUCAGAGACCCCGAGCACAGCCAGAAGAGGAAGAGGAAAUCGAAGUGGAGGAGGCAGAAGAGUUAGGCCAUGUUGACACCUUUGCAGUCUACAGGCCCUCUAAAUCCAAGAUAGGAAUACCCCAUCCAGACCGAGUGGUGGAGACCAACACUUUAUCCAGUGUACCUCCUCCAGAAAUCACCUACACCCUGUCCAUCCCAGAGCCCACCAUCAACAGAGGCAUGCUGUCUGCCUUGCAGCUGGAGGCCAUUAUUUACGCCUGCCAGCAACAUGAAGUGAUUCUGCAGAACAACCAGCGGGCCGGCUUCCUCAUAGGGGAUGGCGCUGGAGUUGGCAAAGGCCGCACAGUGGCUGGCAUCAUUCUAGAAAACUACUUAAAGGGAAGGAAGAAAUCCCUAUGGUUCAGCGUCUCCAAUGACCUGAAAUAUGACGCAGAGAGAGAUCUCCAAGACAUCCAUGCACCCAAUAUAAAAGUGCAUGCCUUGAAUAAGAUAAAGUAUGGAGACACAGCUACCUCAGAAGGAGUCCUGUUUGCCACCUACGCAGCACUAAUUGGGGAGAGUCAGGCAGGUGGCCAACACCGAACGCGUCUGAAGCAGAUCCUAGACUGGUGUGAGCCAGAUUUUGAUGGAGUUAUCAUAUUUGACGAAUGCCACAAAGCCAAAAAUGCAACAUCCACAAAGAUGGGUAAGGCCGUGCUGGAUCUGCAGAACAAGUUGCCAUUGGCCAGAGUGGUGUACGCCAGUGCCACAGGUGCCUCGGAGCCAAAGAACAUGAUCUAUAUGAGCCGUCUGGGGAUCUGGGGAGAGGGAACCCCCUUCAGAACCUUUGACGACUUCCUCCACAACAUUGAGAAGAGGGGCGUGGGAGCCAUGGAGAUUGUCGCAAUGGAUAUGAAGGUCAGCGGGAUGUACAUUGCACGCCAACUCAGCUUCUCAGGAGUCUCAUUCCGUAUAGAAGAAAUCAGCUUGGAUGAUGAUUUCAAACUUGUGUACAACAAAGCUGCUAAACUUUGGGCGGAAGCUUUAGUCGUAUUUAUGCAGGCCGCUGACGAGCUCUGCAUGAGCUCCAGGAAAUCCCUGUGGGGUCAGUUUUGGUCAUCCCACCAGCGUUUCUUUAAAUACCUCUGUAUCGCUGCCAAGGUGCGCUGCCUGGUGGAACUGGCCAAAAAAGAGUUGGAAGCAGGGAAGUGUGUCGUGAUAGGGCUACAGUCAACAGGUGAGGCUCGAACCAGAGAAGUCCUUGACGAAAACGACGGACACUUGGACAGAUUUGUGUCUGCUGCCGAGGGUGUGUUUCAGUCUCUGGUCCUCAAACACUUUCCGUCAGAGAAGCAGAGAAGAGAAAAGGGAGCGGGGAACAAGAGGAAACGUAAGCCACGGGGACGGCAACAGCCAAAGCAAGCCCGACAGAGUACUGAUGUAACGGGAGUGAUCAACAUCAGUGAUGACAGCAGCACGGAGUCUGACGCCAUGGACAGCGACUCCAACUCCUCGCCAGACUCAGUCCAAGACAACACUGAUGAUGUCAUCUUCGUCAAUCAAACCAGCUACCAAAUGGCACGGUUAGAGGAGAUGAAACAAGGGCUUCUCAACAAGAUCGCUGAGCUGGGAAAAGAACUACCACUUAACACACUGGAUGAGCUCAUUGAUAAAUUUGGAGGUCCAGAACAAGUAUCAGAGAUGACGGGACGUAAAGGCAGAGUGGUGCGUCGGUCUGAUGGCAGCGUCCAAUAUGAGUCUCGUGCUGAGCAGGGCCACACUAUAGACCAAAUCAACAUCAAAGAGAAAGAUCGCUUCAUGAAUGGAGAGAAGUUGGUAGCCAUUAUAUCAGAAGCGGCAAGUUCUGGGAUCUCACUUCAGGCUGACAGAAGGGUGCAGAAUCAGCGUCGGAGGGUUCACAUUACCCUGGAGCUGCCUUGGAGUGCGGACAGGGCAAUCCAGCAGUUUGGUCGUACUCAUCGUUCCAACCAGGUCACAGCACCAGAGUACAUAUUCCUAAUCUCUGAACUGGCAGGCGAGCGACGAUUUGCAUCCAUCGUGGCAAAGAGGCUGGAGAGCCUGGGAGCACUAACUCAUGGUGACAGGAGGGCCACAGAGUCUAGAGACCUGAGCAAAUACAACUUUGAAAAUAAAUAUGGCACCAAAGCUCUAGAUAAGAUUACCAAAGCCAUCCUUGGUCAGAUUGAAAGCAAGGUACCCCCUCCAAAUUACUAUCCAGGUGGCGACGCCAUGUUCUUCACAGACAUGAAGCACGGUAUGAUGGACGUAGGCAUGCUAUGCAGUCAAUCCCGCUUGGGCAUCAACAUUGAAAAAGACUGCAAUAUCACCAAGUUCCUCAACCGGAUACUGGGCCUGGAGGUGCACAAACAGAACUCCCUCUUUCAGUAUUUUACAGACAAUUUCGACUACUUGAUCGAAAAGGACAAGAAAGAAGGCAAAUAUGAUAUGGGGAUACUGGAUCUGGCGCCAGGCAAUGACCAGAUUUAUGAGGAAACACAGGAGAAGUUUCUGACGGCAGGAAACCCUCAAGAUGGUCAAGUUAUCCUAUAUAAGAUAAGUGUAGAUAGAGGUAUGACAUGGUUGGAGGCUCUCCAGAAGGCCCAAACUCUCAGCAACCCGGAAGAAGGCUUCUAUUUAUCCCAUAAACUGAGAGGUAACUACCCAUGCGUGCUGCUAGCCGUGCAGGGCCAGGAGCGCAACAUGAUCAUCUACAAACCAAACAUUGGCAAGCAGGCCCAAACGGAAAGCCUUGAUAACCUCCAACAAAAAUACCACAAGGUCACUCCGGAGGAGGCACAAGAUAGCUGGGAAAACCAGUUCACUUUCUCCUUCAGGAAAUGUAGCCAUGCUAACUGGAACGGGAGGUGUAAGAAGGUAGAGGAGGGUCAGGAGUGCUUAAUGGGUACUCGAUUGCGUCAGUAUCACAUGUUGUGUGGCGCUCUGCUCCGCGUUUGGAAGCGUGUGUCUGAUGUGGUCGCUGACAUCACCAAUUCCAGCAUUCUCCAAAUUGUCCGCCUCAAAACCAAAGACAGCAGCAAACAAGUUGGUAUUAAAAUCCCAGAGAACUGCGUGUCAAAGGUACGUCAGGAGUUGGCAAAGAUGGAUGCAGAGGUGAAGCAGCGCCAUCAAGAGAAGGAGCAGCAAGCUCAGGAGCAGCAAGCUCAGGAGCAGCGUCAGGCUGAGGAGCAACAGAGGCUGAUGGCACAGCGUCAGCAGCAAGAGUUUUUCUCCCAAAAUUUGUUUACCUCAUCUAUGCCAAAUCCCAGCCUUGCCAGCUUAACCGCUCGUUACAUCCCCUUCCUCUCGUUGCCUUCCAUAAAAUACCCUUUGGAAGAAAUCCUUGACUUGACGAUUCAGAGAUCCUCGCCAUCCUCCCAAGUUAGCACUCAAGCUGACCUGGGUGUAGACAACCUCUCCAGGCAACCCGAACCUAUGGUGGACAACUUAAACCUUGAAGUGUUUAUUCAAGAGCAGCAGCAGCAACAACCACAGCAGGAGAGCCAGGCCACACAGGAAAGCAGUUCAGCACGGGACACAGAACUGUUAAACAUGAUACUGUCUUUGAACUCAUUUAUAACACCCCCUAGUCAGACUACUCCUGCCUCUUCCUCCUCAGAUGCACCUUUGUCGGUACCCAUGGUCUUGUCAAAUUCCUUCUCUUCUUCCUUGUCCAACUUCACUCGCUCACUUACACCACCUUCAUCAUCUUCCUUGACGUCGCGCAUCUCUCUCUCCCCUACGGACCAGCAGAUGCUCCCAGUACCCAACAGCCACUGCAGCUCUGAAGCCAUCAUAGACGUACGAGAGGUGUUGAACAGCAUGCUGCAAGGUGGAACAGAAUCACGGCAGUCCGUCAUUAAGUACCCACAACCCGAGUGAGAUCCUUCCAAUUGGACUCUCCUUUACACGUGCACACACUCAGGGCUGUAGUCUGACCACUGCCGGGAUCCUGCUCCGCCACUGCCCUCGGUUCCACAAGCAUGAGAUUCUGCUUCAUAAGAUGGGAGGAAGUCUGGUGUUCGCUCGAGUAUGAUACCUAAAUACUUUGUCUCCAUACUAUGGAUAGAUACCGACGUUGUCACCCCAGUUUAAACAUCCUGAGGCUGUAAAG